AAAUCACAAUGUAUGAUUUUUUUUUUUACAAUUUAUUUGUGUGAUACAGCUGCAAAUAAGUAUUUGAACACCUGAGAAAAGCAAUGUUCAUAUUUGGCACAGUAGCCUUUGUUUGCAAUUACAGAGGUCAGACGUUUCCUGGAGUCGUUCACCAGGUUUGCACACACUGCAGGAGGGAUUUUGGCCCACUCCUCCACACAGAUCUUCUCUAGAUCAGACAGGUUUUUGGGCUGUCGCUGAGAAACAGAAUUUCAGCUCUCUCCAAAGAUCUUCUAUUGGGUUUAGGUCCAGAGACUGGCUAGGCCGCGCCAGAACCUUGAUAAGCUUCUUACGGAGCCACUCCUUGCUUUUCCUGGCUGUGUGCUUCGGGUCAUUCUCAUGUUGAAAGACCCAGCCACGACCCAUCUUCAAUGCUCUGACUGAGGGAAAGAGGUUGUUCCCCAAAAUGUCACAAUACAUGGCCGCAGUCAUCCUCUCCUGAAUACAGUGCAGUCGUCCUGUCCCAUGUGCAGAAAAACACCCCCGAAGCAUGAUGCUACCACCCCCAUGCUUCACAGGAGCGAUGGUGUUCUUGGGAUGCAACUCAUCAUUCGUCUUCCUCCAAACAUGAAUUAUGACCAAAAAGUUCUAUUUUGGUCUCAUCUGGCCACAAAACCUUCUCCCAUGGCUCCUCUGUAUCAUCCAAAUGGUCAUUGGCAAACUUAGUACGGGCCUUGACAUGCGCUGGUUUAAGGAGGGGAACCUUCCGUGCCAUGCAUGACGUCUUCGUGUAUUACCAACAGUCACCUUGGAAACGGUGGUCCCAGCUCUUUUCAGGUCAUUGACCAAGUCCUGUCGUGUCGUCCUGGGCUGAUUCCUCACCUUUCCAGGAAUAAUUGAGACCCCACGAGGUGACAUCUUGCACGGGGCUCCAUUCCGAUUGAGAUUGACCAUCAUGUUUAGCUUCUUCCAUUUUCUAAUGAUUGCUCCAACAGUGGACCUUUUUUCUCCGUCGCCCUUACCAGCCGUGUGGAGUUGUACAAUUUUGUCUCUGGUGUCUCUGGACAGCUCUUUGGUCUUGGCCAUGAUACAAGUUUGACUGAUUGUACGGGGUGGACAGUUGUCUUUAUGCAGCUAAAGACCUCACAUAGGUGCAUCUGAUUCAGGAUAAUACACGGAGUGGAGGUCGACUUUUAAAGGCGGACUUACAGUACUUUGACAAUCUAGCUGAUCGACAGGUGUUCAAAUACUUAUUUACACCUGUAUCACACAAAUAAAUUGUUAAAAAAAAUCAUACAUUGUGAUUUCUGGAUUUUUCUUUUUAGAUGAUCUCUCUCACAGCGGACAUGCACCUACCAUGAAAAUUUCAGACGCCUUCAUGAUUUCCAAGUGGGAGAACUUGCAAUAUAGCAGGGUGUUCAAAUACUUAUUUUCUUCACUGUAACUAUAUCCCAAUUUUCUGUAAAGGAUUUAGUCAUUUUGCGCAGUGUUAUAAUGUUAACAUAAAAACAUAUACACAACAUGGAAAUGAUAUGCUACCUCAUACAUCUAUCGAAUCAAAUAUUAAACCAACAAAAAUAGGAUUAUUGAAAAAAAUAUGAUUACAUGAAAGUAAAACAAAAAUGCAAAAGGCAACACUUCCCAAAUACAUUUGGCCGUGCAAAAUAAAUGUAAAGAUAGUAAAGUUCAAGUGAUUGAAUGUUUAUUAUUGCCUAAUGGAUUGUCUGUAAAUUCAACACAAUGGGUGAAUAUGAUUAGGCUCCUGCGCUCCGGCGAUCCUUGUGGGGAUAAGUUGCUGGGAAAAUGGAGAUGUGAUGAUGCUUUCAAUACGUAGUAAGAGUACAUAGUGAAAAAGUGUGUGUGAGCCAGUUGCUGCUGGAAAGUCUUGCUGGGUUUCGUUGGAAUUGAUUACCCGUUGCCUUUGAGUGCCAAAAAGUUGGGCAAGCGUGCAAUUAGUCACGCACGCCAGCGAUUGUCGGUGAUGAAGAGGCGUGUGCGUGGUGUAUGUUUUCAUUGAGAAUGACGAUUCCAAUUCCCACUGAGUGGAACGCCGGUGGUGGGCGUGGCAAAGGCAUUUAUAGCCGGAGUAACUCGGGCCGAGCUGUCGACUGUCUCAACUAACUUCAAGGUUUCAAGCAUGCAGCGAGCCGACUUGGAAAUUGGGGAAAACCUGGAGCGCCACCGGACGGAGGGCUUCGGCCACGCCAAAGCGCUGGUGGUCCGACGAGGGGCGCCGUUCAGGGUCAGCCUGCCCAUGAAGGCCCGCCCUUUUGACGCCCGCACCGACACGCUCAGGGUCAAAGUCAUGCUCGGCCCCCUUUACGUGACUAUGCCCGUGACUUCUUUCUCCCCAAACAAUGUUUCCUCUCGCUGGGGGGCCUUCAUGGACCCCGAGGCCCUGGACCCAAACAAGCCCUCCGUGUACAUCCACGCCCCCCCCUCGGCCUCAGUGGGCCGCUACAGCUUCAAGGUGUUGGUGUCGGAUCGGCGCAAGCCCAGGUUUCUCUUUUCGGGCAAAUUCAUCCUGCUGUGCAACUCCUGGUGCAGUGCCGAUAGCGCCUACAUUCCCUUCGAGGACCAGAGGGAGGAAUACAUCCAGAACGACUCGUGUUUGCUCUUCAUGGGAACGGCCACGAAUGUCGUGUCCCGACCGUGGUCCAUGGACCAGUUUGAGCCAGAUGUCUUGGAAGCGUGUCUCAACCUGCUCAACGUCAGCCCUCAGCACCAACACAAUAAGAGGACGGACUACUUGUGCCGCAACAACCCGGUCUACAUCAGCCGGGUCGUUUCUGCCAUGAUCAACUGCGAGGACGACCGCGGCGUGCUGAAGGGCAACUGGUCGGGCGACUACAGCGGCGGCAUCCACCCGUCCAUGUGGACCGGCAGCGGGGACAUCCUGAGGAGCUGGGCUCAAUCCGGCUACCGUCCGGUCAAGUACGGCCAGUGCUGGGUGUUCGCCGCCGUCAUGUGCACAGUCAUGCGCGUCCUCGGCAUUCCUUGCCGCGUCGUCACCAACUUCAACUCGGCUCACGACACCAACGGCAACCUGGUCAUCGAGGAAUUUUACAACGAGAUGGGAAAGAAGCUGAAGAGCACCAAAGACUCAAUAUGGAAUUUCCACGUGUGGGUGGAGUGUUGGAUGACUCGCCGGGAUUUGGGCGGCGGCAUGGACGGCUGGCAGGUUCUGGAUCCCACCCCGCAGCACAGGAGCAGAGGCGUGUUCUGCUGCGGGCCGGCUCCCGUCAAGGCCAUCAAGGAGCGGCGCGUCGACCUCUUGUACGACGUCCCCUUCGUGUACGCCGAGGUGAACGCCGACGUCCACACGUUGGUUGUGAGCCAGGGCCGCGUGGUGAGCCGCAACGUGGACACGGAGCGAGUGGGGCCGCUCGUCUCCACCAAAGCUGUGGGAAGCCCCAGGAUGGACAACGUCACCGGCGACUAUAAAAAGAUCAAAAGCCCCUUUUCAACACUCUCAUCAAACAUGUCAUCCCGCUCCGAGAGGUCGACGCUACGGCAAGGCACAGCUAAGAUGGCUGCCGUCCUGACGCUGGAUGAAACUCCCGUGGCCGGCGCCGUCAUCCGCUUCACCUUGAAAGUCAUCAACAGGCAGCCCGUGGCCAAGAUGCUGAAGGUGCACCUCAACGCGCAGUGCAAAGAGUACAACGACAGCCCCGCCGACACCUUCUGGGAAGACCACAGCGUCGUGCAGCUGGGACCCUCGGAAGCGAAAGUUCUGAAGCAGCAGAUCCUUCCGGGCCAGUACGAAGACGUGGUGGGGGACGACCUGGUGAACCUGGCGGCGGUUCUGGAGGACAUGGCCACUCACGAGCGCCUGCUGGCCUUCGAGGAGUUCAACGUGGCCGCGCCGGAGCUCCUCAUAAAGAUUGAGGAGGAGGAUAACGUGACGGUGAACCGGGAGCAGAGCGCCAGCGUGACCUUCACCAACCCCUUCUCGCAUCCCGUAAGCGGCGUGCUGAGCGUGUCCGGCGCCGGCCUCCUCCAAGGCCACGCCAACUUCAGGAUGUUCCCACUGCGUCCGGGAGGAAGCGGAGACCAACGCAUCACGUUCGUCCCCACCAUGAAGGGAACGAAAAUGCUUCAGGCCUCGCUGAGCCUCUCUAACAAGUCGACCGUCAGAGGGUUCAAGAUGGUCUCUGUCCGCCCUCUUUAAAAGGUUUUUUUUUUUUUUAAUUAUUAUUAUUAUUACUUUACCAUCAAAUGUGAAUGCAGUCAUUGUACACUUUUCAUUUAAAACUGCCCAGCUGUGACGUAAUUUAUUUUGUACUCAAUUAUCUCUUGUGUCAACGAAUUUUUAAUCGCUCUGGGAAAUAAAUUUACAAAUGAAUUUAAUCUUAAAAGACUGCAAAGCCCAGCUAAUAAUUAAAUAACUGUGAUCAAAAAAUAUUCUAACCUAAUUGCCGCGACAAUGUAUGAUUUUUUUUUAACAUAGCAUAUUUAAUAUUCUUUGGAAAAUUAAUAUUUGUUAUUCAGUGCGUGGAAUGCUAAAUUACUCAGCUAUGGAAAGUUAUCAAAAUUCCAUCAUUUUUUCUAAUUAAUGAAACUUGAAAGAAUUUAUUUGAUGUUUUUGUUUGCGUUUUAUCCACGUGUGUCUGCUUGUAAAGGUAUAUCAGUUAUUUUCAAUUUAUUUAAUAAUUUAUAUUUGUAACUGUCCAUAGAAAUAAAAAUGGUA
This is a messenger RNA of Syngnathoides biaculeatus (alligator pipefish), 4669 nucleotides long. RefSeq names its product transglutaminase 5, like (gene tgm5l). NCBI's taxonomy places the organism in Eukaryota, Metazoa, Chordata, Actinopteri, Syngnathiformes, Syngnathidae. Bases 2117 to 4150 code for a protein of 677 amino acids. The record is from RefSeq and is a predicted model, not a curated record. Gene Ontology annotation, molecular function: protein-glutamine gamma-glutamyltransferase activity. The transcript is spliced from 14 exons. Gene Ontology annotation, biological process: peptide cross-linking.